AUGUACUAUGCCAGGUACAUCGAGAGGCUCAGUGAGCAGCAAAAGCACAAUCUCGACAUCAGACCCCUCCAAGAGAGUCUGGCACAGAAGUACAGUAGCAAGUUUGGGAUGCCAUUCACCGGACGUCUGCAUCUCUUCGUUCCAUUCAUUCCCUUCUCACCCUCUGAGUGCGCGGUUGUACUUCACAGGUUCAUGCUGGAAUACGCGACCAGCAUCCGCCAACCAAGCGAUCAUAAUCCUAGCGUCAUCCGCUACAUCGGACAUUGUAAACUAUCACUUAUUGACGACGGCAAGAUAUGCACUGCCUUGACUGACGAGUACUAUAGUAAGGAUUUUGGCGUGCGAAGCUUAGACAACGCUGCUAGGGAGAUCAGGGACGAACUUGCUGACAAGUCCAGCGAGACCAACGUCCUUGCCACGGAAUAUCUCAACAACGGACCUCUUAAGACGUCCAUCGUGCGUCGAUUCCUUAUUGCAGAUGAUGUGUAUGAAGUUGGAGUGUUCACGGAUGGAACGAGUGGUGAGGAGGAGGCAGAUAGUGAAUAA
This is a messenger RNA of Alternaria rosae, 546 nucleotides long. RefSeq lists its product as uncharacterized. The coding region runs from base 1 to 546 and encodes 181 amino acids. Lineage: Eukaryota; Fungi; Ascomycota; Dothideomycetes; Pleosporales; Pleosporaceae. The transcript has 2 exons. The record is from RefSeq and is a predicted model, not a curated record.